CGCUGAAUCUGCAUUUGGCAUCGAAAGAUAAAUGUUUCUUUAGAAUAUUAUUCGUCUCAGAAUAUAUAAAAUUGUGUGUAAUGGCCGAAGAAGCAAUAUUCGAAUAUCUACAUUCCGAGAUUGUAAACUAUAUCUUGUCUAAGGAGAGCAGCAAGGAAAAUGAUCUUUCUGCCUUGGAGUACAUAGGCUAUUCCACGGGCUAUCGGAUCAUCGAGCGACUAACCCGCGAGUGGCCUCGUUUUAAGGAUGAACUAGAUACGAUGAAGUUUAUCUGUACAGAUUUCUGGAGUUCAAUUUAUCGGAAGCAGAUCGACAAUCUGCGCACCAACCACCAGGGUGUGUACGUGCUGCAGGAUAAUGCGUUUCGCUUCCUGACCCGAUUGUCGGCUAGUUCGCAAUAUCUGGAGCAUGCUCCAAAGUUUGUAGCUUUCACCUGCGGUCUAGUUCGAGGCAGUUUAGCUAAUCUGGGCAUUACUAGUACCGUCACAGCGGAAGUACAAACUAUGCCCUCUUGCAAAUUUCAUAUUCAGGUAAAUCGAACAUAGUUUGUGUAUUAUUAUGGCAACAAUAAAAUUAACAAACUG
Molecule: messenger RNA, 584 nt
Organism: Sabethes cyaneus
Lineage: Eukaryota; Metazoa; Arthropoda; Insecta; Diptera; Culicidae
Gene: Trs33
Product: trafficking protein particle complex subunit 6b
Exons: 3
Coding region: 81-545 (154 amino acids)
Biological process (GO): regulation of GTPase activity; endoplasmic reticulum to Golgi vesicle-mediated transport
Cellular component (GO): TRAPP complex; cis-Golgi network; trans-Golgi network
Source: RefSeq, a predicted model, not a curated record